Dunckerocampus dactyliophorus (ringed pipefish) is the source of this 647-nucleotide messenger RNA. RefSeq names its product filamin A-interacting protein 1-like. Lineage: Eukaryota; Metazoa; Chordata; Actinopteri; Syngnathiformes; Syngnathidae. The transcript is spliced from 3 exons. The record is from RefSeq and is a predicted model, not a curated record. The coding region runs from base 169 to 621 and encodes 150 amino acids.
ACAAUACAUUUUCUGUAAGUCUCAUUUGUGGACAUGCUACCUCUAGUUAUGGCACCAUUAUGCAGGGCCUGAUUUCAUCAUUUUCUAGUUGGAUCAGAUCAAGGUCAAGGUUGAUUACCUUCUCGUUGAACGCGAACCAGAGUUCGACUGAUUCAAAACCAACUGGAAAUGCAUCAUGUUGAUAAAGGCAGCAACAGAGUUCACUGGGAACAAACUUCUCCCAAGAAACACAACUCUAAGUCUUGCAACCACCCAAUUCCUGAGAUCCCGAAUCCUCCCAAGGUCCGCGUUCAGAGGGAUAACAAGCCAGACAAGAGACGGAGUAGACGUGGUGCAAACGGAGACCUUUCCCGUGACGACAUGUUGUUCCUACUUAGUGUUCUGGAGGGAGAGCUUCAGGCAAGAGAUGAAGUCAUCGAGGUGCUGAAAUCAGAAAGGACGGACUCGGUUCUAUUGGAGGCCCACUAUGGUUUCAUUGCCCUGGAGGGGGCGCUUCGUGCCCUACACAGAGACUCACUGCGGUCACAACAGGAAAACCUGCAGGAUGUGUGCAAAACAGUUACAGCUGAGGUACCAAUAAUAAGAAACCAAACACCAUUUGAAGCCGCUAAUCAAAUCUAAUGAGGUGAACACAGCACCAUCUGACA